CCAAGUGUUUUCUGCAGCUGCUUAAAGGCAGGAAAAAGGCAGAGCUAACACCCAACAAAAGCCAGAGGAAAGUGCUCCCCCACUACUAGAGCCGCACACAGGGAUGGAGUAAGGAGCACUACAGGGACUCCCAGGACUGCCCCUCAUUCAAAAGGAACUUAACACAAGUCCUCAGAAGGAGAGAGAAUAUUGAACUUUGCCUCCCAGUAGAAGCUCUCCAGGUCCAGGACGUAGACAUGUGGCUGCUGCUGUGGAUAACUCUUCUGGGUGUAUACUUCUCCUCUGCUGCAGGUAGAUUUGCAGAGUCUUCAAGAAGGCACAGGCGGCUCAUACCAUCUCUAAACACACCGGGAAUAUGUAGAUAUGGAACCAAAAUGGAGUGCUGCUAUGGGUGGAAACGAAACAGCAAAGGCCAAUGUGAAGCUACAUGUGAACAGGGCUGUAAGCAUGGCGAAUGUAUGGGACUGAACAAAUGUAAAUGUUUCCCUGGAUUCACCGGCACUAGCUGCAGUCAAGACUUGAAUGAAUGCGGUCUUAAGCCUCGUCCCUGUGAACAUCGGUGUAUGAACACUCACGGAAGCUACAAGUGCUAUUGUCUUAAUGGCUACAUGCUGAUGCCAGAUGGCUCCUGCUCAAACUCCAGGACCUGUGCGAUGGCAAACUGCCAAUACGGCUGCGAGGAAGUCCAGGGAGAAGUGCGGUGCUUAUGUCCCUCAAGUGGACUGCAGCUGGGGCCAGAUGGAAAGAACUGUAUAGAUAUUGAUGAAUGUGCCACUGGGAAAGCACUCUGCCCUUUUAACCGGAGAUGUGUGAAUACAUUUGGAAGCUAUUACUGCAAGUGCCAGCAGGGCUUUGAAUUAAAAUACGUGAAUGGCAGAUACGACUGCGUAGAUAUAAAUGAGUGCCUGGAGAACACUCACAAGUGCAGCCCUCACAGCGAUUGCCUUAACACUCCAGGAGCCUAUAAAUGCAGAUGUAAGCAAGGAUACAAGGGGAGUGGAUAUGUCUGUUCAGCUAUUCCAGACAAACCUGUGAAAGAAAGCCCCAAAAUAGUUGGAAGUGCAAAAGACACAGUCAAGAAACUCUUGGCACAUAAGAACAGCCUCAAGAGAAAUGAAGAAAAAAUGAAUUUAAUACCUGAACCAGUUAUUACUCCAUCACCAAAGACACGCUUGCAGCCAUUUGACUAUGUGGAUGGAGUCUACAUUGGUGAAACGAAAAAUGAAGAAGAUGGAAAAGAAUUUGAAGAAGAUGACCAGAAUGAAGAAGAGGAAGAAGAGGAUGAGGAGGACUAUGACAAUGGAAUUGGACAAGAAAAGAUACUGAGGGGUGACGUGUUUGCCUUACAGGUUAAAAGAGAGGAGCCUGCUUUUAGAUCAAAUGUUCUGAAUCAGAAGGCCACUUCACUAAAAUCAGAAGAGCUGUCUAUAGACUGCAGCUUUGAGCGUGGAGCCUGUGAUUGGAAACAGGAGACUGAAGAUGACUUUGAUUGGAAACAUUCAAAUCGCAGCCAUGGUACUGGAUUUUAUCUGUCGGUUCCUGCUACUGUUGGUCCCAAGAAGGCUGUGGGCCGCCUGAGACUCCCACUUACAAAUCUGCGCACAAGCAGCAAGUUCUGUUUAAUUUUUACUUAUCGCCUUAUUGGAGAAAAGUUUGGGAAACUACGGGUGUAUAUAAAUGAAAACAAAAAUCCAAUCUGGGAAGAGAACAGAAGUAAAGAAGAAGGAUGGAGGAUAGCAAGAAUAGAAAUACCUGAGACACAGGGCAGCUCUUCCAGCACGAUUAUAUUUGAAUCUGAACGUGGGAAGGGGAAAAAUGGAGAAAUGGCAUUGGACAAUGUCUUCUUUGUCUCUGGACCAUGCACUGAAGAUUAAGUGAGAAGAAGAAUGCCUCAGUUUAAGGAACACUAUCAUUUUCUAAUAACAUUAGAUUGCAUAUUUUGAGCAAACUGCAUAAUGUACUUUAACUUAUGUUUACUAUGUUAAAUUACUUUUUUGUAAAUUUUAUGUGUUUUCAGUCCCAUACACAACUGUAUCCAUCAAUCUCCCACCACCUCAAACCAAAAUGUGAACUGAUCGCUUGGAGUCCAACCAAUCACUUGAAUGGGCUUCCCGAGCCCCUUGUUCCUCCUCACUCUACAAGUGCAGUCAGUAGGAAUUUAGAUGGAGCAGUAGUCGAGCAUGUGUGCUGACAUUUUACUCAAGGUUUAUGGGGCUCACAGAAACAAGCGUGUACAGUGCUCAUUUUACAUCAAUAUGUGGGAGUCCCAGUAGUGCGGACCAGCAAUCAUACCUAAUCUAUUCUAUAGGGAGGUGAAAACUAAAACUCUUCAUUUUGGUUCAUGCCCUUUAAAAGGGUUUUCCCAAUUGGACAACACCUCAAAAAGAAGUAGUUCCCUCAGCCAGUUGAUCAUCACUGGUCGAGCUACUGAAAUCCCCAAAUAUAUCAACAGAGCAGAACAAGAAUCUGGAAGGAGAGAUCAGCAGCCAUAAGUAUAAAACAAACAUAUGACUAUUGAUUAAAGGGAUGCUCUAGGCUACAUAUUUUGAUGUUCUAUCAUCAAGAUAGGUCAUCGAUAUCAAAUCGGUAGGGGUCAAAAACCAGGCAUCCCCACUGAUUAGCUAGUUUGAGCUGCCAUGGUGCCAAAAACGAUACAGUAUACAGAGCUGGAGACAGGCAGCUCCGUACACGGUGUACCCACCAAUCAGCUGUUUCAGGCCGAGCAAAAGGCUCUGUACACUGUGUACUUGCCAUGCUGUGAUACUGUGGCUCAGCUCCCAUUCAAGUAAAUGGAAGAUGAGCUUCAGUAUGCCGGCGCCGGGAAGUACACAGUGUACGGAGCCUUUUGCUUCCACUCAGUACACUGUUUCUAGCACCGUCCCGAAACAGUGAGGAUGCCAGAUGUUGGACUACUAAUGACAUAUCCUAAGGAGAAGCAAUCAAUAUCCAGAGAAUCCCUUUAACAUUUAACUGUCAAAUUUUUUUUUCUAAUGUGUACGGACAGCGAUAAGGAACAUUUUUCUAAUAUACUAUUUCGAGAACCUGUGCAUUUAUAGUAAAAAAACGUGCCCAGAAAUGUCCCUUAGUAUCGCUCUCUUAAAUGAGUGUUACUAAGGGUGG
Messenger RNA from Bufo bufo (common toad), 3120 nucleotides. RefSeq names its product EGF like domain multiple 6 (gene EGFL6). The record is from RefSeq and is a predicted model, not a curated record. NCBI's taxonomy places the organism in Eukaryota, Metazoa, Chordata, Amphibia, Anura, Bufonidae. The transcript is spliced from 12 exons. Gene Ontology annotation, molecular function: calcium ion binding. The coding region runs from base 237 to 1874 and encodes 545 amino acids. Gene Ontology annotation, cellular component: membrane.